UACAAUUAUUAUCUCCCGUUCAUUUCCUGUGUUUCAGUCUUCGACCAGCUGUUUACAAACAAACGUGCUAUGUAAACUUAGAUUUAAGUCUGUGGAAUAAGGCAUGAAACAUACACCAUGGACAGAGAUCAUCCUAACUAGUUUAAAGAUCAUUGACAGAAUCAUGGAUAUUUUGAAGAAUACAGUGACCAGAUGCUUCAUCUUCUGUUUUCUGUUCCUGGUGACAAACUUUGUCAACAAGUAUGUCCUGUCAGUGCUGGAGUUCAAGUAUCCAACAAUAUUUCAAGGAUGGCAGACAUUUGUGGGGUUUUUGGUUAUAAGGAUGUGUGUGGUCACCAAACACUUGCCUUCCAUGCUGACAGACAAGGAAACAAUCAGACAUCGAGCAGUGAUGUGGAUCCCUGGUAUGAUGUUGUUUGUGUCGGUGAUUUAUUCCGGAUCCAAGGCCCUGGCUAACCUGACACUGCCAGUAUUCCUGUCUCUUCAGAAUCUAGUCACAGUUAUAAACUGUACAACACAGAUGGCCAUCUCUAGGAAGCUGAUGAGUUUAUUUAGUUACCUGAUGUUAAUGCUGGUCGUCAUCUCUUCUCUAGGAGCUGUCAACUCUGACCCUCAGUUCAAUGCAGAUGGAUAUUUCUGGAUGUGUGUUCAUAUCGUUUCUACAGGUGUUUUACAGAUUUUUUCAAAACUGACCAAAGCCAGGUUAAAAAUCAGCUCACAUGAAAAGCUUUACUGCAACUACAUAUACAGGUAAGACUGUAGGGUUUUCUGAUGUCCCCUUGUAGCUUGGAGCUUUAUGUAACGACAUAUACAGGUAAGACUGUAGGGUUUUCUGAUGUCCCCUUGUAGCUUGGAGCUUUAUGUAACUACAUAUACAGGUAAGACUGUAGGGUUUUCUGA
Mizuhopecten yessoensis (Yesso scallop) is the source of this 900-nucleotide messenger RNA. RefSeq names its product transmembrane protein 241-like. Bases 104 to 754 code for a protein of 216 amino acids. The transcript has 10 exons. Lineage: Eukaryota; Metazoa; Mollusca; Bivalvia; Pectinida; Pectinidae. The record is from RefSeq and is a predicted model, not a curated record.